This is a messenger RNA of Penicillium cinerascens, 921 nucleotides long. RefSeq lists its product as uncharacterized. The record is from RefSeq and is a predicted model, not a curated record. The transcript has a single exon. Bases 1 to 921 code for a protein of 306 amino acids. NCBI's taxonomy places the organism in Eukaryota, Fungi, Ascomycota, Eurotiomycetes, Eurotiales, Aspergillaceae.
AUGGCCAAAGGCAAGAAAAAAGGGCCUGUCUCCGAGUUCUACGACGAGGAAGACUACGUCUCUGAGCCCGAACCCCAGCCUAAGCGAAAACCCUUUCGUUUCCUCGAUUUACCGUCCGAGAUUCGACUACGCGUCUAUCAUUUCGUUCUUUUCACUCCGACAAGGAAAAGCGCAUUGCAAAACAAAGCCGGCUCUGUGGGCUCCUCAGCGAAGAAGAAAAAGCCAGUGGCGCCAACAUCCCAUCGUGUAGCGCUGUUCCUGGCCUGUCAUCGUAUUCACGAUGAAGCCAGUCACUUUUUCUACUCGACUCAGAUAUUUCGGCUCUUCCCCGUUCAGGAUUUCCAGCGCAUGCCGACCGUCCGCGCACUACCCCGCCGUCACCGAUCCUCCGUGAUGACCAUUGAGUUGAUCCUGGGGAAUAGCUGGACGGCGCCACCAAAGACCUGGACCGUGAAUCAGGGCUUGGGACUACAUGAUAUGGUGCUCAUGCGCACACUCAGGAUCUUUGUGGAAUGUGAUCCAUCACAGCCUAUAUUCGAGGGCUUCCGCAUCUCCAAGGAUUAUUAUACCGAAUUCGCAGGACAACUGUUGAAGCAAGUUCUAGAACGACUUCCGGGCCUUGUUCAAGUCGAGUUCGACGCUUACCCCUCCGUGCGGAAGGGCGGGUCACUGAUGACCCGGCUGCUGCAAGAAACCAGGGAAGCAAAGAAGAAGGUCCUUUGGGGACCAGAGCGAGGAUGGACAGACAGCCAGGAGGACGAUUACGUUCCAUAUGAGGAUCCUGCAGAUGCUGCUAUUGAUGCACUACGUUCUCGACGUCCGGACUCGGUGGAUACCUCCGUUGAUACGUUGGCCGACUCGCUUCAGACCGUUCGGCUGGAAACAUUAGACUUACCGGAAAUCACGACGCAUUCGAUGUAA